Molecule: messenger RNA, 1448 nt
Organism: Cannabis sativa
Lineage: Eukaryota; Viridiplantae; Streptophyta; Magnoliopsida; Rosales; Cannabaceae
Exons: 10
Coding region: 235-1188 (317 amino acids)
Cellular component (GO): VCP-NPL4-UFD1 AAA ATPase complex
Molecular function (GO): polyubiquitin modification-dependent protein binding
Source: RefSeq, a predicted model, not a curated record
GCGCACUACGCACAGUGGCGCAUCUUAGUGUGGUACAGCCCCCACAGCACCUGCUGAUGUAUAGUGAUUCGGUUCCCUUUAAAUAGCUCAAACCUCAAAGUUACCCAAUUUCCGAAAAUCCUUACCCAUUUCUCACUUUCUCACUUCUCAGGGAUCAAUCAACCACCACAACAAGGGAUCUUUGGAAGGUUAACUAUCCUCAUUGAGGCAGCAACAACCUAAUACACUGUAAAGAUGUAUUUCGAUGGAUAUGGGUAUCAUGGAACCUCAUUUGAGCAGACAUAUCGAUGUUACUCUGCAUCAUUUAUUGAAAAGCCACAACUUGAGAGUGGGGAUAAAAUUAUAAUGCCUCCCUCAGCCCUUGACCGUCUUGCGUCUCUACAUAUUGAUUAUCCUAUGCUGUUUAAGCUUCAGAAUGACUCUGCAAAUAAAGUCUCACACUGUGGUGUCUUGGAGUUUAUUGCUGAGGAAGGCAUGAUAUAUAUGCCUUAUUGGAUGAUGCAAAAUAUGCUCUUAGGAGAGGGAGACUUUGUGCGUGUGAAGAAUGUGACUCUUCUGAAGGGGACAUAUGUUAAAUUGCAACCCCAUACGAAGGACUUUUUGGACAUUUCUAACCCUAAAGCUAUUUUAGAGACGACACUGAGAAAUUUCUCCUGUUUAUCGACUGGCGAUAGUAUUAUGGUUGCUUAUAACAACAAGAAGUAUUACAUAAAUAUAAUAGAAACAAAGCCAGCUGACGCUAUAAGUAUAAUUGAGACGGACUGUGAAGUGGACUUUGCCCCACCGUUGGACUACGUUGAACCUGAAAGGCCUGUUCAACAUGUUCCUAUAAACAAGGCAUCUGCUCAAGCUGAAGAGGCCCCUGUUGAAGAAGAACCUAAGUUUAACCCUUUUACCGGGUCAGGUAGGCGCUUGGACGGGAAACCUUUGAAGACUCAACCUGCACCGGCUUCUUCUUCAGGGUCAAAAGACAAGCAUCCUGUUGUUGCCCAUGGUAAGGCACAACCUUCCACAGGGUCUAGUUCUCAAGCUACUGCUCGUCAAUCUCAAGGAAAGCUUGUUUUUGGACCGAAUCGUACACCUUCACAGAAGGAAGCUCCCAAGGAAACGAAAAAACCAGAGGCGGAGAAGAAAGAAGAGCCUAAAUUCCAGCCUUUUACAGGGAAGAAGUACUCAUUAAGGGGCUAAUUAAGACAAUGAAAUGAUAAACAAACAGUCAAUGAUAGUUGUGAGCCCUUGAUUAGAACACAGUUAUGUAUUUAAUCUGUCAUUGUAUUAAUCAAAAGAUGAAACAACACUCUCUAGAUUUCAUAUGGAGACAGGUUCAACUGUUUUCUGGUUGUAUGAUUUUUACAAUGAUUUUCCUCAUUAAAAUUGCAUUUCAUGAACACUUGAUCAAAACAUGUAAUGCUCCUUUGGUUAUGUCAUUGGCAUCAUACUUUCCUCAA